CUGGGCCCAAUUAUUAGUUUGUUUUCUUCCCAGCACGUUCUCUCUCUCUCUCUCUCUCUCUCUCUCUCUCGACUCCCUCUCUCUCCUCUUGCCCUUGGUCCCCGCCCAAGAUUCUGAAUUAUGGGCGGUCCCUUUCUCCACUCUCUGGCCAACCUUUUCGUUCUGUUAUAUAUCUGUCUCUUGGAAAAGCCCUCUAAUAUUUCUGCAAAACAAAUCUCUUUCUCUGAUUUCUUCUCUCUUACGCUGAUGGAGGAUUCGUCAGCAGACAAAGCCAGUGCCUCCAUGGCCGCACCAGAUGCCGCUCCCGAGGAGAGCGGAUGGACAUCCUACUUGCAAGAUUUCUCAAGAGAUGAAGACCACCAACAAGAGCCGACUUAUUUCUCGGUUGAUGCCAGUUUUGGCAGCCCUUCUUUGGUUUCUGAUGCCGCUUCUGGUGCGCCAUGGAACGCCAUCCUCAACAACAACAACAACAGAAGCAGCAAUCAAGCCUUCUCAUCUUCUCCCGUUGAAGUCGCAGUGCAGCCAAAGCAAUUGAGUUUCAAGAAAACAAGAACCAAAGAGAUUUCUCGAGAUGAUUCCUUGGAGGAUACUGCUAGUUCUCCCGUUAACAGCCCCAAGGUUAGCAGCUUGAAGCCGGUGGAGAGCAAUCCCAGAAAGAGAGAAGACAAUAUAGAAAGCUCUCUAAAGGGAAAAGGAGGCGGCUCUGGUUUUUGUUCAGAAUUUUACACAGAUGAUCGAGAAAACAAGAUGACUUAUGAAGACAAGAACAUUGAUGAAUAUACAGAACUGAAGAAGAGAGGGCUGUGCUUGGUUCCUUUCUCCAUGCUAGUCAACUACCUUGGUUAAUAAUCUCCCCCCACCCCCCUCUCUCUCAAUGGCAAGAAUAGUUCAAAUGUACAAAGAAAAUUCCCUCUGAUUAUAUAUAUUAAUAAUUAAUGAACACCCAGGAUCUUUAAAUUGUUCUUCUCUACAGUAAUCCUUUUCCGUACGUUUAAUUAAUUUUCCUUUCUUACAUUUACUGUACAUUAAUUUAU
Diospyros lotus (date-plum) is the source of this 1034-nucleotide messenger RNA. Its product is annotated as vascular-related unknown protein 1. Gene Ontology annotation, biological process: xylem development. The record is from RefSeq and is a predicted model, not a curated record. The coding region runs from base 121 to 846 and encodes 241 amino acids. The transcript has 3 exons. NCBI's taxonomy places the organism in Eukaryota, Viridiplantae, Streptophyta, Magnoliopsida, Ericales, Ebenaceae.